Acomys russatus (golden spiny mouse) is the source of this 4222-nucleotide messenger RNA. RefSeq names its product kelch like family member 28 (gene Klhl28). Bases 161 to 1876 code for a protein of 571 amino acids. The transcript has 5 exons. NCBI's taxonomy places the organism in Eukaryota, Metazoa, Chordata, Mammalia, Rodentia, Muridae. The record is from RefSeq and is a predicted model, not a curated record. Gene Ontology annotation, molecular function: protein binding.
CAAAACCUCAAACGGAAAUGACGCUUCCCUACGCGAGGCGGAAAUUUCCCGCCCCACCCGUAAGAGUUGAGGUUUGACCAGCGCCAGUGAGCAUCUUGUCCGGGUUCCAGUUUUCCUUGGCUCCUUCUCCUGUUGCUGCAGCUGUAUUCCUGGGACUCAGAUGGACCACACAUCCCCGACCUACAUGCUUGCUAACCUGAGCCACUUACAUUCUGAGCAGCUUCUGCAGGGCCUGAAUCUUCUUCGCCAGCAUCACGAACUCUGUGACAUCAUUCUUCGAGUAGGUGAUGUUAAGAUUCACGCUCAUAAAGUGGUACUUGCCAGCAUCAGCCCAUACUUCAAGGCUAUGUUCACUGGAAACCUUUCUGAGAAAGAGAACAGUGAGGUUGAGUUUCAGUGCAUUGAUGAAGCUGCCCUGCAAGCCAUUGUGGAGUAUGCCUACACGGGGACAGUUUUCAUUUCUCAGGAUACAGUCGAAUCUCUCCUGCCAGCAGCAAACCUACUCCAGAUAAAACUUGUCCUGAAAGAAUGUUGUGCAUUUCUUGAAAGCCAACUUGAUCCUGGUAACUGUAUUGGAAUUUCCCGUUUUGCAGAGACAUAUGGUUGUCAUGACCUUUAUUUGGCAGCUACUAAAUACAUAUGCCAGAAUUUUGAAUCUGUUUGCCAGACAGAAGAGUUUUUUGAGCUUACACAUGCUGAUUUAGAUGAAAUUGUCUCCAAUGACUGCUUGAAUGUAGCUACUGAAGAGACAGUUUUUUAUGCACUAGAGUCGUGGAUCAAGUAUGACGCACAAGAGCGCCAGAAAUACUUAGCGCAGCUGCUGAACAGUGUGCGGCUGCCGUUGCUGAGUGUUAAGUUCCUCACUAGGCUCUAUGAAGCAAAUCAUCUUAUCCGCGAUGACCGCGCUUGUAAACAUCUUUUGAAUGAAGCCCUAAAGUACCACUUCAUGCCUGAACAUAGACUCUCUCAUCAGACAGUCUUGAUGACACGACCUCGCUGUGCUCCCAAAGUAUUGUGUGCAGUAGGAGGAAAAUCUGGACUGUUUGCCUCUUUGGAUAGUGUGGAGAUGUACUUUCCUCAGAAUGACUCUUGGAUUGGUCUGGCACCCCUAAGUAUUCCUCGCUAUGAAUUUGGAAUAUGUGUUUUAGACCAAAAGGUCUAUGUUAUAGGCGGUAUUGAAACUACCGUGCAUCCUGGAGUCACUGUGAGAAAGCACGAGAACUCAGUAGAGUGUUGGAACCCUGACACAAACACCUGGACCUCGCUAGAGAGGAUGAGUGAGAGCCGAAGCACCCUCGGAGUGGCCGUGCUUGCGGGAGAGCUUUAUGCUUUGGGUGGAUAUGAUGGACAGUCUUACUUGCAAUCUGUAGAGAAGUACAUCCCCAAAAUUCGACAGUGGCAACCUGUGGCCCCAAUGACCACCACAAGAAGUUGUUUUGCUGCAGCUGUUUUGGAUGGAAUGAUAUAUGCCAUUGGAGGGUACGGUCCUGCUCACAUGAACAGUGUGGAGCGUUACGAUCCAAGUAAGGAUUCCUGGGAGAUGGUUGCAUCCAUGGCUGAUAAAAGGAUUCACUUUGGCGUUGGAGUUAUGCUAGGUUUUAUUUUUGUGGUAGGUGGACAUAAUGGUGUCUCACAUUUGUCAAGCAUUGAAAGAUAUGACCCUCAUCAAAAUCAGUGGACAGUGUGUAGACCAAUGAAAGAGCCUAGGACAGGAGUUGGUGCUGCAGUAAUCGAUAACUGCCUUUAUGUAGUCGGUGGUCACUCAGGGUCUUCCUACCUGAACACAGUACAGAAAUACGACCCUAUCUCAGAUACGUGGCUGGAUUCAGCUGGCAUGAUAUACUGUCGCUGCAAUUUUGGAUUAACUGCACUCUGAUGAGUGUGAACUCAAAACUCAUGGAAAGCGCACAUGGUGGUGCCACAGGAAAGAAUGCCCAGUGUCCUGAACCUAAAAGCUACACUCCCUUCUUUCUAACUUGAAGCGGCAUGAAGACUCAAAGUUUGGUUGAAUACUUUGAACUGACAGUUUGAAUUGCUCUUGAUUAUACAGUAAAUCAAUAAGUUAAAAAAAAAGAAAAAGAAAAAAGGAAAGACCUAAGCAAUUGAAUUGUGCACUUUUCUCCACUGAGACUGGGAUAGACUAGUUUUUAUGGUCCUAUGCGUAAAGAAACCUUGCUGCUUUUCUGGUUUUGUUUUCAGUAAUUUGAGCUCUUCUUUCUUGAUCUGUGUUUGACUUACUAGGAUGAGAGAAGCUUCAGACCCUGCAGUGUGUCAAAUGACUGCACAGAAUGUGGGUAGUCAAUGUUGGAUGUCAAUUCAUGUGCUUCAUGUGUUGUUGUUGUUUUUUUUUUUUUUUUUUUAAAGGGCUGCUUUUACUUCGGGUACUGUUAAGCGUUGUAAAUAACUUACCAGUCAUCUUAGUGUUCUUUCUGCUAAAUGGUUUUAGGGCUAAUAGUGUGGUAAGGUUGCACAACAGUGGCUUGAAUUAUCGAAUCGGGGGCCCUGUUUUAAGACAUUACAUAUUUGUUGUUUGUGCUUUCUCUCUAUGGGCUGGAUGAACUUUGUUUCUCAGCUGUGCUUUGGUAAGCAUGGACAGAAUACUGACCGUGUCAGUCUUGGCUGUUCUUUAGAGCUACCCAGCAGGAUCUUGACAGUUGAUGUAAAUAUAUCUGAAAGGUAUUUAAUACCACCCUUGAUGCAUAUUGUUUUUUAUAUAUUCUUAAUUUUAGUUUUUUAAGAUCUUAAUUUUAUUUUCAGUGUUCAAAAUAUAAAAAUGGUGCUAACUGUAGGAUGUAAGCAAAGCUCUAACUAGUGUAGUUUGGAUGUUCAGUGUGAGGUGCAUGACGUACUGAUAAUUGUUUUUAUUUUACUGCUUGAUUCAUUUGUGGUUAUGGAAAAUGUUGGUGAUUACAUUAGUGUUAACAUCCAGAAUAAUCUCACUGGCUUGAGUUACACUUCCCAUGGUUUUUUAAUGGUGACUUAAAGAAUGAUGCGCUUUUUUUCCCUUCUUGUUCUAGCGAUUACAUGUCCUUCAGCACAGAAAUACACACACCAAACAUAACAUGCUAGUCAGGUACAUUACUGCAUUCAUUUCUUAGGUGACUGAAUGUUUUAACUUACUGAGGAAAACUGGAACUUGAUGUUUACUUGAAUAAAUGGUUCCAAAUUUGGUUCUGCUUUGAUUAAAGAAACUAUCUUUCAAAACAAAACUGGUUGUUACAGCCACUGACAGCUUAUUUAAAAGAAAUAAUUAACUUAUUUUAGCAUGGGUUGGUAAAUAUCUGUUAGUAUUCAGCACAUUAACUUGCAGUUUAUUAUGAUGUUGGUCCUUGCAUUUUCAUCUUUUAGUAAUUCUUUUUUCAUUUUUACCCAUCUACUCUCUUUUAUAACCUCUACACAGUGAAUAGUUUUUCCUAAGAAAAAGCUCACCCUGCAUUCUUAAGUGCCAUACUAGUCUAACUGUUGUUAAGAAGCCAUUUGUAAUUAUAAAUCCUAGCUUUACCUGUUAGCAUAUAUGUUAUUACUCAAAAACUAUAGCUGGGCAAUUUGUAGUUUUCCUCGUUCUUCCAUAAAAUACCAGUUGCAGAUUUGAGGAUAUAUUGUGAAACUAUGUAAAAUCAUCUUUAUUCAUAAAGCAACACCAUGCUUUACAAAUAUUUGCACAGAUUAUGAAGCCUUGCAAGCAGUUUUUAGUCUCUUCUAGCCUAGAACUCAACAGGAGCUAAUACAAUCAACUGAGUAUUUUCUAUGUCACUUGUUUAAAUAUCAUAAUGAUGCAUAGCAAUAACUUUUUCAUUGAUUUGAAUAAAUCUGCUGAAUAGAAAUAAGGUGCACUAUUGUGCUUGGCCUAAACCUUAUUUAAAGAAAAGCAAUUUAAAGUAGAUUCCAGCACAUACUCACUUUUAAAUCCCCCGUGUAGUUGUUUUUAUUUAUAUCAAUCAAAUUAUUAAAUGUAUUCUGUUAUGCUACUUUUAAUCUCUUUCUCCCAGAAGUGAAGUGAAUCUAAAAGACUAGCAGGUUAUUUUAAAUAUACACACAUCUACCCAAUCAUUCUGUUUCAGCAGGACUUUACUCAUAUAGUUUCCAGUAUGCAGUUUAGUUAGGUUUUAAUGACAUAAGCAAGAUUUAUGAAAAUCAUAAUGUUUAUAGAAUCCAUGUGGAGUCUGGAAAGGUGGCUCAGCGGUUAAGUUAAACAGCUCUUUCAGUGGAUCCAAGAUUAGUU